AUGGCCAUGCUAGAAACCUCCGAAGAGGAAGUUGAAGCGAUCCUAAUCAAUUUAAAUUCAGACAGUGCCACAGGAUGGGAUGAUAUCCCUACAAAGCUUCUGAAAUCGCUAAAAGCAAUAGUAGUUCCUGUUAUGACCCAUAUCACAAACUCCUGCAUUGAAACAGGUGUAUUCCCUGAAGUAUUCAAGAUAUCAGUCAUCCAUCCAAUUUACAAAGCAGGAAAUAGAAACUGUGUCAGUAAUUAUCGCCCUAUAUCUGUAUUGCCAGCUCUGUCUAAGAUAGUAGAGAAAAUUUUGAACAAAAGAUUAAUAUUGUACCUUGAAAAAGAAAAUAUUCUGUCAAACAAUCAAUUUGGCUUUAGAACGGGCAGAUAUACAGCAGAUGCGGUACUGGAACUUACAGAAUAUGUUGCCACUCACAUUGACAAGCAAUAUCGAUGUGUCGGAGUGUUUUUGGACCUUGCAAAAGCAUUCGACACAGUUUCUAUCUCUAUUUUGCUAAGCAAGAUGGAACAAGUUGGUAUCAGAGGGACGUCACUGAAAAUAUUUAAAGACUAUCUAAAAAGUAGGAAACAAAGGGUAAAAUUGGCAAAUGACUACAGUGAUGAUGCUGUGUGUUGUGAGUAUGGAGUGCCGCAGGGUAGCGUCUUGGGUCCAACACUUUUCUUAUUGUAUAUCAACAACUUGUGUGAUUUAGAUAUAAAAAGCGGAAGAUUAUUCACCUUUGCGGAUGAUACAUCUAUUGUUUUUCACGGUAGAACUUGGGAUGAAGCAAAGUUAAAUACCGAAACUGGCUUAAAUAAAAUAGCAAAAUGGCUUAGUUAUAACCUAUUAACUCUUAAUACUACUAAAACGAAAUUCAUUCUCUUUAGAAAUACAGUACGAUCUCUACCAAUUGGAAAUGAUUUCGGGAUUCAACUACACACCUGCCAAUACAAUGUACAAAAUGAAUGUAACUGCACCUUUCUAGAUAGAACCAGAAUAGUUAAAUACCUGGGGGUGCUCCUAGACGAAAGAUUAACAUGGGUCCCACACAUUAACUUGCUGGCGGGGAGAAUAAGGAGACUCAUAUGUAUUUUUAGGAAGCUGAGGCACGUAGCGGAUCACAAACUAAUAAAAAAUGUAUACACAGCACUGGCUGAGUCUAUCUUGAGUUAUUGUAUCUCUUCUUGGGGUGGUGCCCGAAAGACUCAUCUGAUAGAAGUAGAAAGAGCACAACGUACCUUACUUAAAGUCAUUAAAUUUAAACCAUUCAGGUACCCUACGGUCGAUCUUUAUUCAGAAUGCGACGUCCUAACAGUCAGACAAAUAUACAUUAAAAAUAUAAUAAUCUACCAACAUAAAAAAAUAAUUUAUGAUGAUGCCAUCACAAAUAGACGAACACAUAGAGUCUGUCCCACCACUCAAGCAAAAACAAGCUACUUACAAAAAUUUCAAUGUUAUACAGGCCCCAUGUUGUACAAUAGACUGAAUAAAAUUCUUAAUAUUUAUCCCCUUAAUAUCUAUGAAUGUAAAAUAAAACUGGUUGAAUGGCUAAAAACACAGAAAUAUAAUGAAAUAGAAAAUUUGUUUACUAAUGUAAAAUAA
This is a messenger RNA of Pieris macdunnoughi, 1587 nucleotides long. NCBI's taxonomy places the organism in Eukaryota, Metazoa, Arthropoda, Insecta, Lepidoptera, Pieridae. The record is from the annotation of a GenBank genome assembly.